Molecule: messenger RNA, 1898 nt
Organism: Zingiber officinale
Lineage: Eukaryota; Viridiplantae; Streptophyta; Magnoliopsida; Zingiberales; Zingiberaceae
Exons: 3
Coding region: 59-1192 (377 amino acids)
Source: RefSeq, a predicted model, not a curated record
UUUUCCUUUUUCCUUUUUCCUUUUUGGGUUGAAAUUCAUCGUGUUUAAUAUUGCACAUAUGAUAAAGGAGGACCUUUUAUUUCUUCUACGACUCCUGCAUCAUCUUCCCCUCUUCCUUCUCCCUCUUUUCCUUUCUUCCCCUCGCCAAAAAGAUCUAGGGUUAGGGUUUUCGGCUUUGGGACUGAGUACCACAUCAACCCUCUGUAGGAAUCUUCAACGAGGUCCGCUCUUGCUUCACUCGGCCUACGGUAAUGGUUUAGAAAGCAAAAAGACAGCCUUGUGCUCCUCUGAUGCGAUGGAGUUUCAUGCCAAGCCCCAUCCUCCUAACUUGGAUGAUGUACAAGUAGAUUGUAACUGGGAAGAUGUGACUUGCCCUAUUUGUCUGGAUUUCCCUCACAAUGGGGUCAUGCUUCAGUGCUCUUCUUAUGACAAGGGAUGCCGGCCUUUCAUGUGUGAUACUAACCAGGCCCAUUCAAACUGUCUUGAGCGCUUCAAAAGUGCAUAUGGGAUGCCUAUUGUUGUCAAAGUCACAUCAACAACACAUGGGGCCACUGUAGUUUGUAUUCAAGACAUCUCUUCAAACUCGGGCAGCCGACCUGCCUGCCCACUAUGUAGAGGGGAUGUAACUGGUUGGGUUGUUAUCGACAAGGCCCGUGUAUACUUGAACAUGAAGAAGCGAUGCUGUGAAGAGAAGCAGUGUUCAUACAUUGGAAAUUUUACUGAGCUGCAAAAGCACGCUGAGCUAAAGCAUCCUCAUUCGUGCCCUUCAGAGAUUGACCCUGCUCGACAACUUGAUUGGGAUAACUUCCAGCAGUCUACAGAGAUUAUAGAUGUUUUGAGCACUAUACAUGCAGAAGUACCACACGGGGUGGUUUUAGGUGACUAUGUCAUCGAGUAUGGUGAUGCUGAGACCGGAGACGAGCAUGAAGAUUUCCCUCGGAGCAGGGGUAACUGGUUGACGUCUUGCAUAUCUUGUAAGGUAUUCCAUAGAGGUCCAAGAAGCCGACAAAGAUCCAGACGAAGUGGAAGAAGAAGCAGUGAUCAUUCGGGCUCUGAUGGUUCAAAUGUCGGUGAAAACUCUACAAGAUCAGUAGAUAUAAGAGGCUUCAGAUUUGUUGAGACUGAUGACGAGCUUCCAAGAACAGGUGGCAGUAACACAGAAUCCAUUGUGAUUCCAAACCACUAUCGGUAGGAUAUGGAAGCCAUAGAUCCCAGUUUUAUGAUAAUCGACCACUGUGAAUGUGUUGCAGUGGGCAGUGGUUCAUCCAUGGGUGGACACUUGUUUUGACUCUGUUAGAUCUCAGUUCUAUCUUCUACAUUGAAUUUUCGCCAGCUAGUCAUCAAUUCCUCUGUUCAUAUUACUGGCUAGUAGUGAAAUACAUCCUGUUAUAUUGUUCGAAUUUAAACCAGAUGUCAAUGUGGUCAAUGUACUUUUUUUUUGUUAAAAUCCCUGAUAUCUUGUGAAAUGUGUGUUUAAUAUGUUUCAGCAAAGGUUACUUGGCUAGAAGUAGCUUGUGUAAAUCGAAAGGUGUUAUGACAUCUUAGAAAUAAAUUCUGUUGGAUGAGCCACGGGUGCGGUAUCAACAAAGUCUUCGUAUGAUGAAAGGAGAACCAGCUGUCAAGAGAGUCUCUCAAGCCGGUGGAAAAGAGAGAGAGAACAAGAGGAUUAGAAUGGACGCCAGGUUAUCGGUUCAGCCACUCAGUCAUUUCGAUGCUCAAGUAAGAUUUUAAGUGGGAAGAUAGAGAAGAUGAAUACUAAACAAGAGUAUGUAAUUGUAUGCAAAGUGUAUGCAUCCGUCCCGGGAGAGCGGACUUCCUUUAUAUAAUACCUCUCUCUAAAUAUUAAUUGGUUAGGAGAUGUUUGACAUAUUCUGAUAAAGGAGAUGUUUUCAUAAUCA